AUGAAUAACAAUUUUAGAUCACCAGAAUCGAAUGACCCAAUAAAGAAGCUGCAAAACUUGCUGAACAACUGUCUGUAUUCUGUUAUUGAUGUACUGAACAAAUUAUCUUACGAAGGAGAACCUAAGGAAUUGGAAAUUGUACCUGAAGAGGAAAGUGAAUAUGCUUACUUUGUAAACUUGUUAAAAGAACGGGCCUGUGAAAUUCAGGGAGAAACGAAUGAAGGAAUUAUAAAGGGAGUAGUAGCGGGGGAAGAAGCAAGAGAAGUGGAAGAAGUGGAAGAAGUGAACAAUGUCGACGAAGUAGAGAAAGUGGACGAAGUGAGAGAAGAAGCAAAAACUGAACAAAAAGCAGAACCGAAUGAGCAUCCCAAUGGAGAUGGUAAAAGUCAUGUGAAUGACAGAGAAACAAAUGAAUCAGAAGACCAAUCAAGUGAAGAAACCAUCGAUGAAUCGUAUGAUGAAUCGAAUGGAAUAUCAAAUGAUCAAUCAAAUGAUGACAUGGUGGAUAGAAAAAAAUCCGACGAUGAGCAGCCACAACACUCUGCGCAAGAAGGUCUUGAAGAAAAAAAAUAUUUUGUCAAACCGAAUUUAGAAAAAUCAUUAGAACAGGAAAUACUAGAUCGUGUGGAACGUAUGAAUUUAAUUUUAAAAAUGAUAGAUUCUUGUAUAGAUGAAUUGCCCGAUUCUUUCAUGAUAGAGGAAGAAAAGUGCAAAGAAAUGAAGGUGCUACAAAAAAAGAAAGACGAUGCCAAGGAAGAACUAAAAGAACUAUACAAUGAAUACGACUCUAUCUACAAUUAUGUCACAGAUAGCCUGCGGAAUUUCAUUGUUGACAUGGAUUAA
Plasmodium gonderi is the source of this 843-nucleotide messenger RNA. RefSeq lists its product as hypothetical. Gene Ontology annotation, cellular component: mediator complex. Lineage: Eukaryota; Apicomplexa; Aconoidasida; Haemosporida; Plasmodiidae. The transcript has 3 exons. The coding region runs from base 1 to 843 and encodes 280 amino acids. The record is from RefSeq and is a predicted model, not a curated record.